Messenger RNA from Penicillium argentinense, 1296 nucleotides. RefSeq lists its product as uncharacterized. The coding region runs from base 1 to 1296 and encodes 431 amino acids. Gene Ontology annotation, molecular function: oxidoreductase activity, acting on CH-OH group of donors; flavin adenine dinucleotide binding. The transcript has 6 exons. Lineage: Eukaryota; Fungi; Ascomycota; Eurotiomycetes; Eurotiales; Aspergillaceae. The record is from RefSeq and is a predicted model, not a curated record.
AUGUGCAUUCUCGUCGUUGAGGCCGGCAUUUCCAACCCCGGCCAAAUCGAGGAGAUCACCACUCCUUUCAAGACGUUCAACCUUCGCGGAAGCAAAUAUGAUUGGGCAUACAAGACUACCAUGAUCAAGCGUGACGACUACGAGCACAUUGAGAAGCCCAACACCCGUGGAACGACCAUUGGCGGUAGUUCCUGCGUCAACUACUUCACCUGGAUCCUGGAUCCAAGCCGACUUUCUAUGAUUGGAAGGCUUUUGGGCCACCCGCUAACUGAGGAAAUCUUCUCCGGCGAGAUGGAGGGUCUUACCCACUGCGUCGACACAAUCUACCAAGGCGAGCGUCAGGGUAGCUCCCUCUACCUGAAGAACAAGCCGAACGUGACGAUUCUAUACGGCAUCCAGUCGAAGCGUUUGAUCAUCGACCCUGUCACCAGUGUCUGCUCGGAUGUCACCGUCAUUAGCAAUGCUUAUAACACCGAAAUCAAUGUCUACACCAGCCGAGAGGUGAUACUGUCGCAAGGUGUCUUCGAUGCUCCUAAGCUUCUGAUGCUGAGCGGUGUUGGCCCAGCAACAGAGCUGGCCAAGGAUGGCAUCAAGCCCAUUGCGGAGUCCCCCCAUGUUGGUCAACAUCUGCUGGACCACCCCAUUGUCCCGUUCGUGCUGCAGAUCAAGGACGGCUUCUGUCUGGAUGACCACAUCCUCUGCCCAGAUACUCUCAACAACUCCGCCAUCGCCACCUACAAGCGCAGCAAGACCGGCCUCAUCAGGUCUAGCCUGCUGGAGCUCGUUGGACUACCUCGCAUCGACGAACGCCUCGAGAAAUACCCAGUUUACCGAGAAUCCAAAGCUGCGAAUGGAAGGUUGGACCUCUUUGGACCAGCAGGUCAGCCUCACUUCGAGCUUGACUUUGUCGGCAUGUUUAGCACUGCGUUCCAAUGGCACUAUCCGUCCCCGAGAAGGGGCACAGUGACACUCAACAGCGCCAAUGCUCAGGUCCUGCCCAACAUCAACCUCAACUUCUUCGGCAAUGAGAGAUCCCAGCCAUGCGCGAGGGUCCAGACUGGAUUCCACCCUUGUGGUACCGCACGCCUGUCGAAGAACAUCCAUCAAUGUGUCGUCGACCCGAAGCUUCGCGUGCAUGGAGUGCGCAACUUGCGAAUUGCGGAUGCUUCUAUCAUCCCCGUGAUCCCCGAUUGCCGAAUCCAGAACUCGAUGUACAUGAUUGGCGAGAAGGGUGCGGAUAUCAUCAAGUCUGAUAAUAAGUAUUUGUAUGAUGCGCAAUCGCUUGUCUCCAGCUAG